Lepus europaeus (European hare) is the source of this 1946-nucleotide messenger RNA. RefSeq names its product N-acetylglutamate synthase (gene NAGS). Bases 62 to 1666 code for a protein of 534 amino acids. NCBI's taxonomy places the organism in Eukaryota, Metazoa, Chordata, Mammalia, Lagomorpha, Leporidae. Gene Ontology annotation, molecular function: arginine binding; L-glutamate N-acetyltransferase activity, acting on acetyl-CoA as donor. Gene Ontology annotation, cellular component: mitochondrial matrix. The record is from RefSeq and is a predicted model, not a curated record. Gene Ontology annotation, biological process: glutamate metabolic process; L-arginine biosynthetic process. The transcript has 7 exons.
GUUAAGAGCCCCCAAGUGCGGGGCGCUCCGGGCAGACUGCGCCCGUGGUUUGGCGGUCGUCAUGGUGACCGCGCGAGUGGCCGCGGCCCUCCGCGCCAUCCUCGCAGGCUGCAGACUGCGCGGCUCGCGGGGGGCCGGGGGCUCCCGGAGGUUGAGCGGCAGCGCGCGGCGGCGGGCGGCGGGUGGCGUCAGCCCCGGGCGCCGGCUCAGCACGGCCUGGGCACCGGCUCAGCGCCCGCGGGAAGACCCUGAGGGCACAGAGGACAGCGCCCAGCCGCCAGCCGCCCAGGAGCCGUCGGGGGUGCCACCUCGCGCUCCUUCCGUGCCGCUCGAAACUGCUGAGCCCCUGGCCGGCCGCUCGCUGGUCCAGCGGGACAUCCAGGCCUUCCUGAGCCAGUGCGGGGCCAGCCCCGGAGAGGCGCGCCACUGGCUCACGCAGUUCCAGGCCCAUCACUACUCCUCCGACAAGCCCUUCGCUGUCAUCGAGGUGGACGAGGAGGUGCUCAAGUGCUCGCAGGCCGUAUCCAGCCUGGCCUUUGCCCUGGCCUUCCUGCAGCGCAUGGACAUGAAGCCGCUGGUGGUGCUGGGGCUGCCAGCCCCCACGGCGCCUUCGGGGUGUCUCUCCUUCUGGGAGGCCAAGGCACAGCUGGCCCAGAGCUGCAAGGCGCUGGCGGACGCGCUGCGGCACAACGCGGCCACCGCCGUGCCUUUCUUCGGCGGCGGGUCGGUGCUGAGCGCCGCCGAGCCCGCUCCCCACGCCAGCUACGGCGGCGUGGUCUCGGUGGAGACGGACCUGCUGCAGUGGUGCCUGGAGUCCGGCAGCAUCCCCCUCCUGUGCCCGAUCGGGGAGACGGCCGCGCGCCGCUCCGUGCUCCUCGACUCGCUGGAGGUGACCGCCUCGCUGGCCAAGGCGCUGCAGCCCACCAAGGUCAUCUUCGUCAACAACACGGGCGGCCUGCGCGACGCUACGCAGAAGGUCCUGAGUAACGUGAACCUGCCCGCCGACCUGGACCUGGUGACCAACAGCGAGUGGGUGAGCCACAAAGCACGGCAGCAGAUGCGGCUCAUCGUGGACGUGCUCAGCCGCCUGCCCCACCACUCCUCGGCCGCCAUCACCGCCGCCAGCACGCUGCUGACCGAGCUCUUCAGCAACAAGGGGUCCGGGACCCUGUUCAAGAAUGCGGAGCGGAUGCUGCGAGUGCGCAGCCUGGACAGCCUGGACCAGGGCCGCCUGGUGAACCUGAUCAACGCCAGCUUCGGCAAGAAGCUCCGGGAGGACUACCUGGCCUCGCUGCGCCCCCGGCUGCACUCCAUCUAUGUGUCUGAGGGGUACAACGCAGCCGCCAUCCUGACCACCGAGCCAGUACUGGGAGGCACCCCGUACCUGGACAAAUUCGUGGUGAGCUCCAGCCGCCAGGGCCAAGGCUCCGGCCAGAUGCUGUGGGAGUGCCUGCGGCGGGACCUGCAGACGCUGUUCUGGCGCUCCCGGGUCACCAACCCCAUCAAUCCCUGGUACUUCACACACAGCGACGGCAGCUUCUCCAACAAGCAGUGGAUCUUCUUCUGGUUCGGCCUGGCCGACAUCCGGGACUCCUAUGAGCUGGUCAACCACGCCAAGGGGCUGCCAGACUCCUUCUGCAAGCCAGCUUCAGACCCAGGCAGCUGACCCUCACACUGACCCCGCAAGGCCCUGGCUGGCACAGCCAGGGUGGACCGAAAGCCACGCCUGCUGCAGGCGACCCAGGCAGCCCCAGGCUGGACGGAGCCGACGGCCGAGAGACCUGCAGAGGAAGCCGCAGCCCACCCUGCCCAGAGCAGGUGCAGUCAGACAAGCACAGGAAGGAGGGGCCGGCCGGAGAGCCACGUGCUCUGAAGCUGCAAGCCGCAGGCUUGGGGUGUGCGCUCGCCUUGGAGGGCUCUGCUCAGGGCUGGCCUGAGGGCGGGCC